Molecule: messenger RNA, 2373 nt
Organism: Parasteatoda tepidariorum (common house spider)
Lineage: Eukaryota; Metazoa; Arthropoda; Arachnida; Araneae; Theridiidae
Source: RefSeq, a predicted model, not a curated record
AUGCGGUCUACGUUCGAAGAACCGUGCGAACUUGGGUGCGAGGGUCUGAGCUAUUGCACCCAUUUCAACCACCGACCCACCGAGCUAUUUCGAAAUUGCGACGCUCGAACGGACCAGGCUGCUAAAAUGGACGUGGAGAUUUGGGAGCACGGAUUGAUCCGGAUGCCCACAGUGGACAUUCCAGUGCUGGACAUUGUCAACUGUUAUCCAGAUACAUGGAAAGCGAUUGCAUGCGCCUUGCAAAUCAAGCCAUGUCAGACAAAAGCCCAUUCCCGCAUGAUAUGCAGGAAUGAUUGCAUGAAUCUCCUGAGUCAUUGUGUUGAUCGUAGCAGAUUGAUGGAAGGUCAGACACCCGAUACUCUCUGUGAUGUUUUGUCACCACCAGAAAUCAAUUCUCCCUGCAUCUCACUCACACCUUUCUUAGAGAGAAGUCAAUACAGCCAUACAGCCGCAGAUGUGACCCACCCUUGCAAAGCUAACAAUUCUUGUGGAAAAAAUGAAGUGUGCCUCGUCAACAGAAGCUGCCAAUCAGGAGAAUCAUGUUCCCCAUUCAUCUGCCUACCAGGUUGCAGGAUGGGUGCAGUCUCUCAGUUGAUAGUACCGGGCGGUACUUAUACAGUAAUACCGAGGAUUUCGAAAGGGAAGCAUUGCAAUUCCAUUUGCUACUGUAACAAGCAGGGGUCUAUAGACAACUGCCUCCCUGUAUCCUGCCUAAACAAGGGGAAUUGCUCCUUUCUCGGAAAACAAAUACGGCACCAAAGUCAGUAUGUGAGUAAUUGUACAGUUUGUUUCUGCUUCAGUGGUGAAUUGAGAUGUAUCAGAACAUGUGAUGGAUUGAGUAAUUUAGUAUCAGAUGCAUUUUGUUCCUGUCUAAAUUAUUAUUCCCCUGUUUGCGGACAAAAUGGCAAAACGUAUACAAAUCCUUGUAUAGCUGGAUGUGCUGGAUUAAAAGAGAAUCAUUUCAAGGCAGGUCCAUGUGGAUCUGAUCCGUGUGUAAAUAACACGUGUGGGAGCAAAAAAAAGUGUGUACCAAAAAGACAAGUGUGCUUGACUCUAAAGAAAAAAUGUCCCCAAUACAUUUGCGUGGGUAAAAACAAUUGUGAAGAUAAGCCAGCAGUGUGUGACACCCAAAAUGAUGAAUACGUGAACGUGUGUGAGCUGCUGGAGAAGAAAAGGAACAUCGCUUACUUUGGAAAGUGUCUGGUGAGAUGUCAAAAAAAGGGAAAAGUAUGUGGACAUAAUGGACAGGAAUACAGCAGCGAAUGUGCUGCUCUUGCCGACAAAAUGUCCAUUGAUUACAGAGGAGCUUGCGCAAUUCCUCCACACGGAGAAGGAACAAAAUGUUCUCAAAUCACGUGUCCACCUUUGGCGUCCAAUCACUGCAUUUCCAUUGUGCCUCCAAAUGCUUGUUGUCCGAUUUGUGGCGUCGCUUUAAAAAUUGUGUACAGUCAACGCUUACUGGACCAAAUGGUGGAGGCGAUAAAUUCUGUAGAGCAUGCCGUGGUCUCAAAAUUAGCUGCAAAACUGCAAGAGCACAUCAAGACAGCAGAGUGUGAGGUCACUGCUUACCUGGACGAAGAUUCUUCUGUUGUUGUCAUCGUGUCUCCGCCAAGCGUCCCCUCCUAUCUUCAAGUUCAAGUCUGUCUCCAGGAGGCAGUGCAUUUGAAUUCUCUGAUCGAACAGCGGAGCCCAACUCUAGUCACAGAAUUCCCGCUUUCUUCUCUCAUUGGCAGCUACAUUUUGCACACCGCUACGAGCAACUCCGUUUCCAUCCUAUCCGUUAACUUCGUCAUUAUGUUCAUAUGCACAUUGUUGGAUUUUUAUAUGAUAAGUAAUGGGUGAAUUCCACUCCAAAUUUCUUAAAUUUUUAAAAAGUUGACACUUUUCGAACAAUACAGUCCCAUAUAGCAAAAUAAGGUUUAUUUUCACUCAGGAAAAACCUUUUAAUGUAAACCUGAAAAUUUUUUUAAUAUGGUUUACGUGUAAACCUUCUAACGAGAUCUUUUACAAUCUGCUUUAUUCUACCCACAUUACCCUAAUACAAAACCUUGGAAAACCUUCUAUAUAAAACCCUUAAAUUGAGGUUGACUUAGGGUUUUCUAGCGUGAAAAAUCCUUUCAUGAAGCUAGUCUUAAGGUGAAAAUAAUCUUAAAUCUGGGUCAUAAUAAGGUUUCUUUUCGCAACGUCUUGUAUGCUCAGCUAAAAUCCACCUUGUCAUGAAAUUUUAAUGCACAUUGCAAUUUGAUCCUACCGCUCGUGUGACGUCAGCUAAAACGUCUUUAUGGAUCUAGGUGGCAAUAGUUUUUUAAAACAGCUUUAAAAAAAUAAUUUUAAAUCCUUUUAGGAUAAAAGGUUUAUAACUGCAAUAUAUUU